Doryrhamphus excisus (bluestripe pipefish) is the source of this 3103-nucleotide messenger RNA. It is a transcript of the gene preb, whose product is annotated as prolactin regulatory element binding. Gene Ontology annotation, cellular component: endoplasmic reticulum membrane. Gene Ontology annotation, molecular function: guanyl-nucleotide exchange factor activity; protein binding. Lineage: Eukaryota; Metazoa; Chordata; Actinopteri; Syngnathiformes; Syngnathidae. Gene Ontology annotation, biological process: endoplasmic reticulum to Golgi vesicle-mediated transport. The record is from RefSeq and is a predicted model, not a curated record.
GUUGCUGACGUGUUACGGAAGUAGUCGUGUGUUGCCUUUAGCCGCUAGCUUUAGCCCUUUAUAACAUCACAAGCCUUUCAAGCCAGAAUGAAAUAAAACAAUAUUGUCGCUUCUGUUCUUCAUCAAGUGACUACAGGGGAUAAAGUGAACCAGCACAGGUGCACUUGAAUGCGGCGUGAAGCUUGCAUGAAGAACGAUAAGCUGCAAGACAACAAUGGGCAAACGGAAGGUGCCAGAUCUCUACAGAGCCCCCUUUCCCCUCUACGCCGUUAAAGUUGACCCUAAAACAGGAUUGGUGAUCUUAGCAGGAGGAGGAGGGGCUUCCAAGACCGGCAUAAAGAAUGCUGUGCACUUCCUGGAUCUCCAGUUGGUUGGACAAAACCAGUACAGUGCCAGCCUGCUUCACUCACAUGACACGGACACGCGUGCCACCAUGAAUUUGGCCAUAGGCGACGGUGUGAUUGCUGCCGGUCAGGACGGAAGCUGCUCUUUGAUGACAUUUGAGGACCGCACACGGACAACCGGAACCAACGGCGAUGCUAAUGAUGAGAACAACGUGCAUCAAGGCACCGCCAGGCAACGAGCUGGCAGAAAAGGCAAAGGUGGUCCAGAUGAUGCUUGUGUCUCAGGAGACAGGUCGCAUAUGAAGGAUGAGACGGCACAUAUCGCUGUGACAGAAAUGGCUGAACUAGAGUCAGAUGUGAACCCUCAGGAUCCGCUCCAAAAGGUGGUGAGAUUCAGUCCUGACCUGAGCCUACUCCUCACUGGAGGCACAGAUGGACACGUCAGAGUCUGGGAGUUUCCAUCCCUGAAGAAAAAACACGACUUCCAAGCCCAUAAAGGAGAAAUUGAAGACUUGGACCUGAGCAGAGACAACAAGCACCUGGUGACUGUUGGCAGGGACUUUUCUUGCAGCGUGUGGAGCAACAACCAACUAGUGACGGCUCUUAAAUGGCAUGAAACAACAUCUCACAUAGCUGAGAAGACGUAUCGGUAUAUGGCUUGCAGGUUUGGAAAGGUGGAAGACCACAAAGAUGCACUCAGGCUUUACACGGUUCAGAUCCCCCACAAACGGGACAGAAAACCUCCGCCUUGCUACCUCACCAAGUGGGACGGCAAGAACUUCCUGCCCAUGCUCACCGCUCCGUGUGGGGCAGAGGUCGUCUCCAGCCUGGCUGUCAGUGACUCUGGAACGUUUCUUGGACUUGGAACUGUGACAGGAUCAGUUGCAAUAUACAUUGCAUUCUCCCUUCAGAGAUUGUACUAUGUGCAGGAGUCCCACGGCAUUGUUGUGACAGACCUGGCGUUCCUGCCCGACACGCUCAAAGGCCAAAAUGUGAAAGGAAACAAGGAAACGGCCAUGUUCAGUGUUGCCGUGGACAGCCGCUGUCAGCUCCAUGCGGUUGCUUACCGAAGAAUGUUUCCCAUCUGGCUGGUGUUGGUCUUCUGUGGCCUGCUGGUGCUGGGAAUCGUCCUGAUGCACUACUUCUUCCCAGGAUUGUUUUAAGUCUCGUUCAUAGCGUUAUCAAAUGUUUUUACCAAGGAGCUUGGAUCGGUCCUUAGCAGACACUUUUAUGGUGUCCCCCAAAUGUUUCCAGACUCGGAAUCGUGGAACCACAUAGACUCAAAGUGGGAUUUAAUCAUAAUAAUAAUAAUUUUAUAGACACAAGUAAAACCAACGCACACAUGAAAUAAUCAUGAUCAGUUAUAGAAAGUAAGAUGUCCUGAAUAAAUGGGUUUUGGGCAGAGCUGCAAAUAACCAUUUAAUAACCGAUAAUCUGUUGAUUAUUGUAUUGAUUAAUCGGAUUAAAAAAACCCAUUUUCAAUUCCCGCCUCUUUAUUCCCAAAUAAAAUAUAUGAAGUGCACAAACACGAGGUUGCCGCUUGGAUAUUCUGUUAAAAUAAUGAUAAAUAAUAAAUGGCACGGUGGGCGAGUGGUUAGGGUGCAGACCUCACAGCUAGGAGACCAGGGUUCAAUGCCACCCUGGGCCAUCUCUGUGUGGAGUUUGCAUGUUCUCCCCGUGCAUGCGUGGGUUUUCUCCGGGUACUCCGGUUUCCUCCCACAUUCCAAAAACAUGCUAGGUUAAUUAGCCACUCCAAAUUGUCCAUAGGUAUGAAUGUGAGUGUGAAUGGUUGUUUGUCUAUAUGUGCCCUGUGAUUGGCUGGCCACCAGUCCAGGGUGGACCCCACCUCUCACCCCAAGACAGCUGGGAUAGGCUCCACCACCCCCGUGACCCUCGUGAGGAAAAAGCGGUAGAAAAUGAAUGAAUGAAAUGUAAAUGUUUGUUAAAUAGCUUCAGUAAAACAAAUAAUAAUAAUAAUAAUAAUAAUGAUAUUUUUUUAGUCAGUGAGACUGAACCUUGUUUAACUUUUUUAAGUUAUGGGUUUUUAGCUACGAGCCAUGAAAGUUUGAAAUGUAUUUCAGUAACAUUGACUAUACAUGUGGACCUAUUAUGCUCAUUUUUCGGCCCUUUGUAUUGAGUUGUAGACUCCUAUAGAGCAGCUCCACACAAUAACCCACACUGAAAACUUUCCAGAAUCUGCACCUAUUCCAGCUGUAUUUCCUCGGAUGGGCUGUUUGAAUUGAUUGCAUCCUUAUUCCGCCUCCAGGCACGCCGUGAUUGGUCACUCCCUAGCGCGUCUGUGUCGUGCAGAUAGCUACAGAACCCAACUUUAUAGGAGUUGAUAAGAAAUGGCGAUAUCUAUAUAAACUCUGGUAGAGCCACUGAUUGUGGUGGGAAAUGGCUAUUAGCAACCCCGCUCCCUGUAUGCACACUCUAUAUUGCUACACAGACAAGUGCUUUUGCUUACAGUUAGGACACUGAUAAAUCGUUACUUAGUAUUGUUACUCUUCUGAAUCUUCCACACGGCCAAGUAAUGUUGGAAAGGCGUCGGGCUUCAGCAACAGUUUUUGGGCUAGUCCAGCUGCAUACUAGCCCAUGUUCACAAAACAGUCCAGUGUGAAAUAAACAAAUAAACAUCCAUGUUUUGCUGCUAGGUCAUCAAGAACUCCAACCACUUGGAAACAAAUGGCGCUUAAACGCAAAGAAACACUUCCUGGGGGACAUUGCUAACAACGUAAAGAGAAUCAAAGCUUGGGGGG